AUGGAUAGAGGAGUUCUUUGGGGAGUUGGUUUAUGCAUUUUGCUAGUUGGCUAUAGAGUUGAAGUGAAAGCUUCUCAUCACCCAGCUUAUAGGAAUCUUCAGCCACUUUCAACAGAUGAUCAAGAGCAGCCUUACAGGACGACUUACCACUUCCAGCCUCUUGAAAACUGGAUGAAUGGUUUGUCUGUCCGCAAAACCUUCUCUUUUGUUUCUGUCUUUAUCUCUUUGUUGAUCCCUAUAUGCAUGCAUUUUAUUCUUCUUUCUGUUGUAUUGUUUUUGUUGUUGACAUGGUUCUUUGUUCCUGUAACUUGGACAAUGGCUGCGGUUGGUACACAGAUCCUAAUGGACCACAAGGGAGUUUACCACCUGUUUUAUCAAUACAAUCCACACGCUACUAAGGCGUUCUAUAUCUCAUGGGGUCAUUCAGUAUCAUAUAAUCUCGUUGAUUGGAUUCAGCUUGAGCUUGCACUUAACCCCUCGGAGCCUUAUGACAACAAUGACUGUUGGUCGGGCUCAACUACACUCCUUCCUGGAGAAAUACCAGUCAUUUUGUACACUGGGAUCAACCUAGAAAACCGCCAAGUCCAAAACUUGGCAGUCCCCAAGAAUCUCUCUGACCCACUGCCGAGAGAAUGGGUGAAAUCGCCCUAUAAUCCUCUAAUGACUCCUGCUGAUGGCAUUCAACCUGGUAAUUUCAGAGACCCAACAACUGCUUGGAAAGGUCCAGAAGGAUUAUGGAGGGUCAUCAUUGGGGGAUUCAUAAAUGGCAGUGGAAUGGCAAUUCUAUAUCGAAGCAAAGGCUUUGUUAGCUGGACUAAGAGUGAGAGUCCGCUCCACUCAUAUUCAAAAACUGGUAUAUGGGAGUGUCCUGAUUGUUAUCCUGUUAGUGUCAAUAGUAGAACAGGACUUGAUACCUCUGUUCGAAAUGAAUUUAGCUAGCAUGUGCUCAAGGCAAGCUUCAGUGGUCAUGACUGCUACAUUUUGGAAAAUUACACAAAACAAACAACUUGAAACACGCCCAAUAAUAAUGGGAAAUUUUAUGCUUCCAAAACAUUCCAUGACAGUGCCAAGAAAAGGAGGAUAUUGUAGGCCUGGGUGAGCAAGUCUGAUACUGAAUUAAAUGCCAUUGGAAGAGGAUGGGUCGGGAUUCAGGCAUUUCCUAGAAGCGUUUUGCUUAGUAGAACUGGAAAAUAGUUAGUGUAGUGGCCAAUCAAAGAACUAGAGAAACUACGAACUAAUAAAGUGGCUUUCAAUGAUACGGAGCUCAAGGGUGGUUCAGCUUUCGAAGUUUCAGGGAUUACAGCUUCACAGGCCGAUGUGGAAGUUUCUUUCGAUCUGCCCAAUCUGAAUGAAACUGAGUUUAUAGACCCGAAUUGGGUUGAUCCUCAAGUGCUCUGCCAAAGGGGGCAUUCUCUUACAGGCAAAGUUGGGCCAUUUGGUUUGUUGGCUUUGGCUUCUAGGGACUUGACAGAACAAACUGCAGUCUUCUUUCGCAUCUUUAGAAGGCAGGACAAAUAUCUUGUGCUCGUGUGUAGUGAUGUCAACAGGUCUUCUUUGAGGGAAGAGACUGACGACAAAACCACCUAUGGAGUAUUUAUCAAUUUGGAUCAUCGGGAAAGGAAAAUAUCAUUAAGAAGCUUGAUAGACCAUUCAGUUGUUGAAAACUUUGACACGGAUGGGAGAGCUUGCAUCACUGCCAGAGUUUAUCCAAAAUUGGCUAUUGAUAAAGAAGGCCACCUAUAUGUAUUCAACAAUGGAACUCAGAGUGUUAGAAUUUCAAGUCUUAAUGCAUGGAGCAUGAAAAGAGCUAAAAUUGUUCCCAUCUGA
Juglans microcarpa x Juglans regia is the source of this 1827-nucleotide messenger RNA. Its product is annotated as beta-fructofuranosidase, cell wall isozyme. Gene Ontology annotation, molecular function: hydrolase activity, hydrolyzing O-glycosyl compounds. NCBI's taxonomy places the organism in Eukaryota, Viridiplantae, Streptophyta, Magnoliopsida, Fagales, Juglandaceae. The record is from RefSeq and is a predicted model, not a curated record. Gene Ontology annotation, biological process: carbohydrate metabolic process.